Molecule: messenger RNA, 1144 nt
Organism: Ruditapes philippinarum (Manila clam)
Lineage: Eukaryota; Metazoa; Mollusca; Bivalvia; Venerida; Veneridae
Exons: 3
Coding region: 134-505 (123 amino acids)
Source: RefSeq, a predicted model, not a curated record
AGGACCACAUUUCUGGAUAAAAGUCACUCUGCUGUUCACUAGUCUCUUAUUUAAAAAAAAUUGCAGAGCAAAUAAAAGGAGACAUUAUGACAGCUCAACAGAUUCAGACUCGGAUAGAGACUUUGGCUCUGCAAUGGAAGUUGGAGAGAUUUGGGGACCCGUAAGGAAAAAAAAUGUUUUGAAUGAAAGAAUGCCACAGAAGGAAAACGAAGCAACAAAAAGAAGUCCCAAGAAAACACAUAGAUCAGUUGUUGAACAAACACCGCAGGCAGAUAAACAAACACCCAAGAAAAGCCCCCAGAAAACACAUAGAUCUGUUGUUGAACAGAACCAGAAUGACGAAUAUGUAACAAUGUUGCAGAUUGAGAGCAUUCUGGAUGGAUACUUCAGAAAAUCUGAAUUUAGAAGGUUUAAGAAAAAGGUAGAAACUGUUAGUGCAAACGAGGAAGAGACAACAAAUCUUGAAACCCUUAUAAAAACCAAAGCAACGUGUAUGAUGCAGUGAAGAUGGGACUUACUUCUUUAUUCACGGAUGAGGAAAUUGAUGACCAUAGUGCUGCGAGCAAAAGGGCUAAUAUGAACACACCACCAAAACCAAAAUUUGAUGUCGCUAAAUUUUCAAUGAUGGAGAAAUUGGUGCAAAAGCAUUUUCAGGUUUCACACAAUGACAUAGUCAUGAAGACUAAAGCAGUCAAGAGGAAAAUUUGCAAAAAACUUCAAAACAAAUAAUUUUUAAGACUCCGUUGAGCACUGUUUAUCACUGUUUUUAAUUAGCUCACCUGAGAAUGUUAUUAUUAAAGUGAUGAUGCUACUUAUCUUGCCUAUUAGUUUAAAGUGAUGCUACUCUACUUGAAGUUUAUCUGAGUAUAUUAAGGCUCAAGGAGAGCUUUUAGGGUCAGUGGGUUGUACAGUUUUACUUAUUUUUCUAAAAAUAAUUCCGAAAUGGCCUGCAGUUAUUAUUUUGGUCAUGUUGACAGUGGUUCAGAACAAGGACAAACAUGACUGAACAUGUUCCAAUCAUGUAGCAAAAACAUGUUUUAAAUAUGUUCAAACAUGUUCUUUAUGUUGAAAACAUGUUCUAAGAUAAUGGACAAAAAUGUUAGAAUAUGUCUGGACACGUUCUGAUAAUGAAACAGAAACAUGA